AGCAACACAAAAACCUACGUUAGGGUUCUUCUGUCAUUUGUGAUAAAGCAGAGGGAAACAAAACCUCCUCUAUACUACACUAUCUUUGCCGCCUCCUGUUAUCUCACAGCAACCAUGAUUAUCCCAGAGAAGAACCGCCGCGAGAUCUCCAAGUACCUCUUCCAAGAGGGUGUUUGCUAUGCAAAGAAAGAUUACAACUUGGCUAAGCACCCAGAAAUCGAUGUUCCGAAUCUUCAAGUAAUAAAGCUGAUGCAAAGCUUCAAAUCUAAGGAAUACGUGCGUGAAACUUUCGCUUGGAUGCAUUAUUACUGGUACCUUACCAAUGAUGGCAUUGAGUUCUUAAGGACUUACCUGAAUCUCCCUUCUGAGAUCGUGCCCGCUACUUUGAAAAAGCAAGCUAAGCCUCCUGGCCGUCCUAUGGGACCUUCUGGUGAUCGACUACGUGGUCCACCACGCUUUGGUGAUGGUGAGAGGAGAUUUGGUGACAGAGAUGGAUACCGUGGAGCUCCACGAGGAGGAAGUGAUUUUGGUGACAAAGGAGGAGCUCCUGCUGACUAUCAGCCUUCAUUUAAGGGUCCUGGAUCGAGGCCAGCCUUUGGUCGUGGAGGUGGUGGUUAUGGUGGUGCUGGACCUGCAAGCGGUGCAGGUCUUCCUUGAUAUGAAAGAUUUUCCAUGACAGAUAAUUGUCAGUUUAGGCUUGUUGGUACUUGGGAGUUGAUAGAAAGAUUGUCGUGAAUGUUUUAAUCAUUUUAGUUGAAUUUAGGACCAAAUUUUUUCUUGCCAAUACGCAUAUUUUGCGGUGCUCAUUGUUGCGCUGGGAUACUGAAAAUUUCAUUCAAGAUUUUGAAGGUUGAACUUAUAAUAUAAUGGAGUACUGAUAUUAUUACA
Messenger RNA from Hibiscus syriacus, 888 nucleotides. RefSeq names its product 40S ribosomal protein S10-1-like. Bases 115 to 657 code for a protein of 180 amino acids. Gene Ontology annotation, cellular component: cytosolic small ribosomal subunit. The transcript has 5 exons. Gene Ontology annotation, molecular function: structural constituent of ribosome; RNA binding. The record is from RefSeq and is a predicted model, not a curated record. Lineage: Eukaryota; Viridiplantae; Streptophyta; Magnoliopsida; Malvales; Malvaceae.